AACAUGCAUAGAUUUAUUUUAGAAGCAGAAUGGGUUCGUAUAGUUACUGUGCUAGUAGUAAGCAGCUAGUAUCUUGGUACAGUGGUUCUACUAACCUGGAGCUGGAUGCAAACCUAGAACCUACUGCAGCUGAUCAUGGAGAUGUUCUUUAUAAUAUAGGAAAAUCUGAGACGGUGGGACGGUUUAUGGUCGCUGCCCGGGAUAUAUCCCCUGGAGAGGUCAUCUUCACGGACCAGCCUGCGGUCAUCGGACCGGACAAUAGUGCACUACCUAUGUGCCUAGUUUGUUGGAGGAAAAUAAUGAGCUACUACACAUGUCCGGGUUGUGGCUGGCCACUGUGCGGUGAGAAGUGUCGGGACACAAAAUCUCAUCAACGGGAGUGCUCAUUCUUCCAGGAGCGUGGAAAAAAGGUUGAAAUUAGUGGAUUUGGAAAGCCUAACAGAAUAUACGAUGCUGUGCUGCCCCUUCGUAUUCUUCUCCUCAAACUGUCAGAUCCGAGGGUAUAUCGGCUAGUCUGUUUAUUAAUGGAUCAUCACGAAGACCAAUCAAAUUCUCAAAAGAAACGAUUCCAGGUGAUAUCAGACCUGAUCAGAAAUUCCUGGGGGUUUAACAGAGAUUUUUCUAACUCCGAGGUUAAGCACGUUCUUGGAAUACUGUCGGUCAACUCCUUUGUAGUUCACGACGGAGCAGAGGACGGGAUGGAUCUCAUUGGAUUAUAUCCAUGGACUAGUUUGAUGUCUCACGCUUGUAUUCCAAACGUUAAAAUUAUUACCAGGGAUGAUUUCUCGUAUGUUUGUGAGGCGACUGUACCUAUAGCUGCAGGAUCGGAGAUUGUAACCUCAUAUCAUCAUUAUUACUUCCAUCUCUUUGGUACAAUGUACAGAAGGGGGGAUAUCAACAACACCUGGAGUUUUGACUGCGUCUGCUCAAGGUGCAAGGAUAGUACUGAGCAAGGAACCUUUGUAUCUGGGGUUAACUGUGAUGCUUGCAAAUAUUCUUACCUCCUUCCUACCCAACCCCUGCAGUACAAUUCAGACUGGUCUUGCUUAGACUGCAACCAUACACUGCCAGGCCAGGUUAUCUCUGAAAGAUUGGAUAAGCUAGAACUUGAGAUUGAAAGCGUGCCCAAGAACGAACCUGAGAGAUUGGAAAACCUUCUCAGGAGAAUGAGAUAUGUUCUCCACGAAAAUCAUUAUUUGAUAACUGACACGAAGAGAAAGCUGAUAGAUAUUUACGGACACAAACCCGGCUUUGAAUUGGAAAAGUUGAGCAAGGAGAUUUUGGAGAAAAAAAUAGAUUACUGUGAUCACCUUUUAUCUUUAGCUUCUCGUCUCUCUCCUGGACAGUCUGAGAUGAAAGGGUAUUUACUAUGGGAGAGGCAUGGGUGUACUCUGAGGCUGGCGCAAUGGGACUGGAUCAGAAUGAAGUGUACCACAAUCCAGUACGUAAACAGUCUACAAGCAGUGUGUGCCUCGCUGCGUGAGAUUAUCUCUAUUCUCGGCCCUAUUCGCGUAGACUCGGUUGAGGGAGGGAACGGAGUGAAGGUAGGAGAAGAAGACGACCUUUAUCUUCAUCUUCACUUCGAGGGGAGGAAGGGGGAGAAACCCUUCGCUGUUCAGUGCUCGGCUAAGCAUGCGUUAGAGGAGAUUGAAAAACAGCUGGAGACUUUAGAAAAACAGACUCUAUACAGAGAUACUGCAAUUACACUCAGGCAAAGUCGGACUGAGACCAGAUUCAACAGAAGAUCAAUUGCUUUAUAGAGGACUAGCUCAAGUACCUAAUAUUACCCGAACCAGGAGUGCAGAACUAGCUGGAGUACUAUUAAAGAAAUCAAAAGUACAGACCUAGGUGGAGUAAUAUUAAAGAAACCUGGAGUA
Eurytemora carolleeae is the source of this 1877-nucleotide messenger RNA. Its product is annotated as protein msta. Gene Ontology annotation, molecular function: protein binding. The record is from RefSeq and is a predicted model, not a curated record. The transcript has 22 exons. The coding region runs from base 30 to 1760 and encodes 576 amino acids. Lineage: Eukaryota; Metazoa; Arthropoda; Copepoda; Calanoida; Temoridae.